This is a messenger RNA of Pseudogymnoascus destructans, 1809 nucleotides long. RefSeq lists its product as uncharacterized. The transcript has a single exon. Bases 1 to 1809 code for a protein of 602 amino acids. The record is from RefSeq and is a predicted model, not a curated record. Gene Ontology annotation, molecular function: ADP binding. NCBI's taxonomy places the organism in Eukaryota, Fungi, Ascomycota, Leotiomycetes, Thelebolales, Thelebolaceae.
AUGUCUGGCGCUGAAGCGCUGGCCCUUAUCGGGAUCAUUUCGAGUACUCUCCAGCUUGUCAGUUUCAGCUCGCAGGUGCUGCGGCGGAUAAAGGACUACAAAGAUGACACCACAAGCCUGCCGAGGGAGUUUUGGACGUUACAAGAUCAACUACCCCUCAUUUCGCAUGCGCUGCACAUAACAUGGAAGCAGACCCAGGCAGACGAACUUGAGGAGGAGGCAUGCAAGGCGCUUGUUCCGGUUAUUAACGCCUGCCAUCAGGAGGUUCUCAAGUUGAAGGCGAUACUGGAGAAGGUGGCGCCCUCAGCGGGUGAUGCAGGAUGGAAGAGAAACUGGAAGGCCCUCACGAGUGUCUUCCACGACAAAGAUGUCGCAGCCGUGGCAGCGGGUCUGGCGCAGUUGCUGUCGGUUAUCAACCACUAUCACGGGGCGUAUACAGCCGCAACAGCCGGCUCGAUCUUGCAGAAGUUGAGCGCUAUGGCAGAGACGCCCAAGAAAGUCGAAGUCGAGGUUGAAGUGCACGUCAAGCAUUUCAUUGCUCCUACUGUCUGGACGGACGAUUUUGCUGGACGAAAGGAUACUAUAGCGUCGCUAGAAAAGUUGCUAGCAGGUGAAGAUAAACAUCGCCGAAUCUCUGUCAUUGGGCUUGGUGGGGUGGGAAAGACUCGACUGCUGCUGCAAUAUGCGCAUCGGUUCAAGGACUCGGACACUCACUCGGUGUUCUGGAUCCACGCAAGUAGUAUGUCUCGAAUGAACAAGACGUGCGCCGAGAUAGCGAGGCUCGUAAAAAUCAAAGGAUGCGAGAACCCCUUGUCCAACAAGAUAGAGCUAGUGAAGGAUUAUCUUGAAAGUCCGAAGUCGGGCAAAUGGACGCUUUUACUAGACAACGCCGACGAUUAUGACCUGUUCUACGGAUCUGGCAAACUGUCGCAGUCAAUACCACGCUCGGAUAACGGCUCUAUACUUAUGUCAACUCGCGAUGGAAGGGUAGGAAUGGAAUUCGCGAAGAGAAACUCAAUUUUGCUCGGAGCACUGUCCCUCGAGGAGUCAAUUACAUUGCUUGAUACCCGCCUUGGCGUGGAAGACAAUACCUUCAACGAUCUCAAAGAGCUGAGCGAGGAACUCUGCGGCAUACCUCUCGCACUCGUUCAAGCGUCGUCAUUCAUAAAACAGAACUUCCUUUCUAUCCCUAGCUACCUAGAGAUCUACCGCUCAAGCGACAAAGAUAAGAUCGAGCUCCUCAGCGAAGACUUCGAUGACGACUACCGGGACGACGAAAUCCGCAACCCGAUAGCAACGACAUGGAGCCUGUCGUUUGAGUUCAUUCAAAAAAGGGACCCGCUAGCUGCCGAGAUCCUCUCUGUCAUGAGCAUGCUCGAUCCACAGGCGAUUCCGGGGUCUCUCAUUUACAACGAGAAUAGCACUCUUAAAUUCAGCAAAGCAAUGGGCACACUUCAGGCCUUUUCUCUUAUUACCUCACGCCUAGAUGGCCCGAUAUGGGACGGCCGGCGGGACAAGUCAUUUGACCUUCAUCGGCUUGUUAGGCUAGCUAUGCGGAGUUGGCUGGCUUAUCAUAACCGACUGGAGAUGUUCACGGCGAAGGCAUUAGGCAUUAUGGCGGAGCGAUACGUGCACAGCGACUGGGAUAGUAGGGCAAAAUGGGCGGCGUACCUUCCUCAUGCGGCUGUGCCUUUUCAAUCGGAUCACUUGAAAGCGAUUGAGGAUGUGGUUGAGACAAAGGUGUCGCAUAACGAGAAGGAUGGACGAUCAGUACACCCUCGAGGUCGCCGAGUCUACCUUUGUAGUUAA